GGUCCAAACAGAUAAAAAGCUGUUUAUUAAUUAGUGUAGUGUAACUAUAUGGCAGUACGUCUUGCCAUACUUUGCUAAAAAGCCUUUAUCAUCUAUCUAUCGGUGGAGAACGGCGGGAUACUUGGGCCAGCUCAGGAUGGAAGGUUGCAGGUGCAUAUUAUCUCCUUCCCAUUCCAAUUUGAACAAGAACUUCAUUUCCCAGGGUGCUCUGCGCCUCGCCCGACAAAUCUGUGAAAAUCCGAAUGCGCCUGCGUAUCCAGACGUGGCAACGGCAUCAUGGCCUCCUGGAUCCGCUACAGGAGAAAGAUGAGAGAGGCGACAAUGUUCGCGCUGGUGCUGCUGAUGCUGAUGCUGUCGUCGUCGCUGGCAGCCGUGAAGGUGUCUCCUCUCAUAGACAAAGUCAGCGACCACAAAGACUUCAAGAAGCUGCUCAGGACGAGAACCAAUGUCCUGGUGCUCUACACUAAGACAGCUACAUCGGGGGACUCCUAUCUGAAGCUGCUGUCUAACGUUGCCCAAACAGUGAAGGGCCAGGGGACCAUUGCGUGGGUCAACUGUGGUGAUUCAGAGGGUCGCAAACUCUGUAAAAAAGUGAAGGUGGACCCCAGCUCCAAACGCGAGGGAGCGGAGCUGCUGCAUUACAAAGAUGGGACUUUCCACACAGAGUACAACAGACCUGCUACAUUUAAGUCUAUGGUAGCAUUUUUAAAGGACCCGUCAGGACCGCCGCUGUGGGAGGAGAACCCCGAMGCAAAAGACGUCGUCCACGUCGAAACGGAGAAAGACUUCAGAAAGCUGCUGAAGAAAGAGGAAAGACCCGUCCUCAUUAUGUUCUACGCUCCCUGGUGCGGCGUUUGCAAGAGGAUGCAGCCUGUUUUUCAGCAGGCGGCCACAGAAACAAAAGGCAAAUAUGUGCUGGCAGGGAUGAACGUUCACCCGGCUGAGUUUGACGGCCUUAAGCAGGAGUACAACGUCAAAGGCUACCCGACCUUCUGCUACUUUGAGAAGGGGAAAUUCCUUCAUCACUAUGAAAACUACGGCGCUACCCCAAAGGAUAUAGCAGAUUGGCUGAAGAACCCUCGGCCCCCGCAGCCAAAGACUCCAGAGGUGCCGUGGUCGGAGACAGAYUCGCCGGUCUUCCACCUGACCGAUGAGUCCUUUGACAGCUUCCUGGAGGAACAUCCUGCGGCCCUGAUCAUGUUCUAUGCCCCCUGGUGCGGCCACUGCAAGAAAAUGAAGCCAGAGUAUGACGACGCGGCCGAAGUGCUCAACAAAGCCACAGAUAGCCCCGGCGUGCUGGCGGCAGUCGACACCACGGUGCACAAGGCUGUGGGAGAUCGCUUCAAGAUCUCCGGUUUCCCCACCGUGAAGUACUUUGAGAAAGGGGAAGAGAAGUACACGCUCCCACACCUCCGAAGCAAAGACAAGAUCAUCGAGUUCAUGCACAAUCCCCAGGCUCCUCCGCCACCAGAGCAGUCUUGGGAGGACAGGCCCUCCAGUGUCAGCCAUCUUGGCUCAGAGGAUUUCAGAGAAGCUCUGAAGAAGAAGAAGCAUGCUUUGGUCAUGUUUUAUGCUCCCUGGUGUCCACACUGUAAAAACGCCGUGCCUCACUUCACCACAGCAGCAGAGCUGUUUAAGGAGGACCGCAAGGUUAGUUUUCCUUUUCACAAUUUUAAAACCAUAUACAACUGGGAAGCAGGCUUCAUAGGAUUCAUGCGCAACCUCAGAGGCCGCGACCAGGAGAAGGUGGUCAAGAGGAAGGAGGAGCUCUGAGGGGGAGCGGGGAGGGCAAUGCRCUGUGACCCUUGAGUUUGGCAAGGGCCCUUUUGGCACUGAAGUGGGAGACUCAAUGACCUCAGCGAAAGGCUAUUUUUUUAUAUCAUGGUGAUCUCAUUUGUAAUGAUACCAACAGAGUACUGACCAACCACUUGAGACUUCUUUCUUAUGGAUAUUUUGAUGGGCACAAAAUAGAUUUAAAAGGAAAAAAGUGAUUUUUUUUUUUUUUUCUGUUUUGUUCUCUUUUUUUUUUCCCAAUCACUGUGACUUGAACAUGUUGAAAGCUACACCCUAUCUAUGCAAAAGUGAGCCCUGCUUCUGCCUGUGGGAGUCUGUGCGAUCUGACUGUGGUGGACUUCAACGUGGACGAUGCAUCUCCCGUCGCUACGCAAGAGGCUUUCAUCUGAUUCUUUUCAACCUGGCACCGUCUUCACAGAUGAUCCAKGCUGAUUUUUUUUUUCACGUUAUUUAGUGUGUCAAUUUCUCUCUUUUCUGUCUUUCUUUUUUUUUUUAAGAUCAUUUAGAAUAAAUAAGUCACGUGUUUCCAUUUAA
Molecule: messenger RNA, 2328 nt
Organism: Poecilia reticulata (guppy)
Lineage: Eukaryota; Metazoa; Chordata; Actinopteri; Cyprinodontiformes; Poeciliidae
Source: RefSeq, a predicted model, not a curated record